AUGACGAACCGAGGCAAAGGCAACGGGAAAGAGAAAGGGAAAGGGAAAGGUGAAGGAAAUCCGUCGGAAACCAAAUCAUCUUCCUCUGCAACAGUGUCGAGUUGCAAUCUUCCCCAAGACCUCAUCGUUGAAAUACUCUCAAGACUCCCAGUCAAAUCUCUCCUCCGCUUCAAGUCCGUGUCCAAACCCUGGCUUGCCCUUAUCAACAACCCUAAAUUGAUCUCACUCCACCUCAGUCACACCGAUGUGAACCCCAAGGACGACGCUGUAAUCAUCCACAGUCUCUUUUUAUGGCAAGAACACAUCAUGUCUCUUUUAGAUUCUAUUGAUGAUAAACCCAUCAAUCUCGACCACCCUUUCCAGUCAUGA
This is a messenger RNA of Ilex paraguariensis (yerba mate), 369 nucleotides long. Lineage: Eukaryota; Viridiplantae; Streptophyta; Magnoliopsida; Aquifoliales; Aquifoliaceae. The record is from the annotation of a GenBank genome assembly.